AUGGACGACUUAAUACGAGCUAUAUAUUUACUAUAUUCUUACAAUGCUGAACAAUAUAUUCGUCAAAUUCGAUUUCUUAAUAAAGAAGUUAAAAUAACAUAUAUAAACGAUACCAAAACAUGUUGUUUUUUUCAAGAAAUUGGAGAUACUAGUAAUUUUCAUAAAAAUUUAAUAUCCCAAUUAGAUUCGAUUAUUAAUAUUAAUGAUAUUAAUAAUGCUCCAAAUGAAAACAAUAAUAUCUUAAAUGUGAAAUAUGAAGAACUUUACUCUUUUUCUUGUAAAGAAAUAGUGCAAAUGGAUAAUGCUAAUAAAAACAGUAAAGUAAUGCAAGUGGAUAACAGUGGUGAUGUUGAAGAUGAAGAUCAUGAGGAAAACGAAGAAAUAAUGCAAGAAGUUGAAGAUCACGAGGAAAGUGAAGAAAUAAUGCAAAUAGAUAAUGUUAAUAAAAAUAGUAAAGUAGCGCAAGUGGAUAAUGGUAGUGAUGUUGAAGGCGAAGGUCAUAAGGAAGGUGAUGUUGAAAGCGAAGGUCAUGAUAAAGGUGAUGAAAAAGGUGAUAAUGAAGAAGACGAUGAAGGUAGUAAAGAGAGUAAUGAAGGAAGAAUUGUGACAAAAACUUCUAAAAGGGUUAAUCGACCCUCUAUACCUACUUUCCUUCAAGAAGUAUCCCCGGAUAUUAUAAAUCAAUGUAUUAUUUUAGCAUCUAUUACACAGGAUAUUAAUUUUGACAAAAUUGAAAUUAAUCUGACAAAAAAAAUUGCAACACUUAAGAACAAUCGAGGCGAAAUUGUAUUGGAGCCAAUAAACCCUAUUGAAAUUAGGAAGUCAAUUAUAAAUAUUAAAUUUCCUAAAUUUGAAAGGGUUAGUAAAAAGCAAGUUAGCCAAGAUCCUUACUCAUAUCUUGGCUAUUUUGCUAGUUUUCAACCUACUAAAAAAAAGGAGAUAUUAACUGGAAAUAAAUUAAAGGUUUCUAAGCAAUUUCAUGAGUUAUUAGCAUUUGAAAGCGAAUUAACCGUAAUAGCACCUUUUUAUGAUAAAAAUUCGUUUAUUAAAAAAGAUGAUUAUUAUAAAAGUCUUCUUAAUUAUCUAAAGGAACUUUCAAUACUUCGUAAAAUUUCAAUAGUCCAAUUUGAUCCUGCUCAGAUUAAUGGUGGAUUAGCUUUGGAAUAUAAAAAUCUUGUAUUAUCAAAUUCAGAUGAUAAUUUAAAUUUACAAGAGCAAAUCAUGCUUUUAAGGUCUAUGGAUAAUAAAGUUUUAUGCACUUGUGUAUUUUGCAUGCAAGAAACUAAUGGUUGUGGCAAAUUAUUAAGCAUCUCUACUCGAACAAGGCAUAGGAAGCGAGAAAAAAAUCUUCAAAAUUCUUUUCCAAUUUCAAAUAAUACAUCUAACAAUAUUUUAAAUAAUCAAAUAAACAUUGUUAGUAUGGAGGAUAUUGAGGAAAAUAUUGAACAAAAUUUAGAAAAUGAGGAAUUGGAGGAGAAUGAAUUGGAUAAGGAGAAUGAAUCAGAGGAGGAUGAAUUGGAUAAGGAGAAUAAAUCAGAGGAGGAUGAAUUGGAAGAGGAGUGUGAAUUAGAGGGGGAUGAAUUGGAGGAGAAUGAUUCAGAGGAGAAUGAAUUAGAGGAGGAUGAAUUAGAGGAGGAUGAAUUAGAAGAGGGUGAAUCAGAAAGUAGUGAAAAAAUAA
This is a messenger RNA of Scutellospora calospora, 1678 nucleotides long. Lineage: Eukaryota; Fungi; Glomeromycota; Glomeromycetes; Diversisporales; Gigasporaceae. The record is from the annotation of a GenBank genome assembly.